Messenger RNA from Aspergillus caelatus, 455 nucleotides. RefSeq lists its product as uncharacterized. The record is from RefSeq and is a predicted model, not a curated record. NCBI's taxonomy places the organism in Eukaryota, Fungi, Ascomycota, Eurotiomycetes, Eurotiales, Aspergillaceae. The coding region runs from base 93 to 392 and encodes 99 amino acids. The transcript has 2 exons.
AAAAUCCCGGCAUACCAGUGGGGCCUCCAGUACUGAAGGGGUUGGGAACCCGAGGAGCCCGUCAGACACGGUUAGUUACUAGGGUAACGCACAUGACUUCAGAAGUACCACAAGGACGGUGUAGCUUACGCGACAACGUCACUGUCACUUUUGUGUUCACACAGAUUGUAUACUCCACGAGAAUACUUUCUAUCCUGAUAGUGGCUUUCAGCGUGUUAAAUGGAUUUACCCCUCAACGGGGCUGGCUUUGUCGCAGACUCCACGACCUGGCAUCACCGCCAUCCCACCUACUUUUGAUACUCGACAAUCAGCACCCACCGCGGUCUUCUGAUGCAGGACCCAUAUAUCCACACUCCACCUUACCGAUAACUAAGCCGUUAGUUUAUCACUAAGACUAGUGAUAUAUCCUCUUAAAUUCCUUCGAGCUUGAACGGUCCCUCGCGAAAAUCUAUCCU